Messenger RNA from Mycena citricolor, 3116 nucleotides. The record is from the annotation of a GenBank genome assembly. NCBI's taxonomy places the organism in Eukaryota, Fungi, Basidiomycota, Agaricomycetes, Agaricales, Mycenaceae.
GUCGUCGGCUUCUAUCCUGAUUUUUUAUUGUACACCUCAGCCCUAAAACAAUUGAUAUUUUCCAAGUUUUAUUUUCCUCGCGUGAUCAUUUUGACCGUGGGUGGAGCGUGCCGAGCGCCCUUCGCGAUUGACAUGCUGACAUGAUAUCUUAUCCUCCUUCUCUCCUCCCACCAUCUCAACUCUGCAAUGUCUGAGAUGGACGAGAAAUCGUCGCCGAGAACCCCUUCAGCGGAAUUGAAUCCCGCGAGUUCGCGCGCACAGACGGAAUGGACGACGACGCGUAAGGAAUUGUGGGCUUACUAUCUCUACUAUGUCGGGAACAACGGGCUAUCUGGCUUCAACUUCGGGCCAUCUCAAUUCCAGAACCUCCUGUAUCUAGCAGGGUACGAUCCGACACAACCACCUUUUGCUGCUCCCUGCGGCGCUAAUGGGUGUGUUCUGCCCUAUCUCGGGCGCGUGCGCGACAUCAACUCGAUCGUCCUAAUGACUAAUGGGAUUUCCUUCGCCGUGCAAGCUGCGCUGCUGCUGAUCAUCGGCGCGUGGGCCGACUAUGGCACGUUCCGGCCGAACAUCACCGUCUUCUUCACGCUCCUCGCCGUGGCCGUGUCGUUUGCCUGGCUGGGGGUGGAGGACGCGUCGCAUUGGAGAGCUGGGGUCGCGCUGUACAUUCUAGGAUUAAUCGCUUAUCAGGGAUCGUUGACGUUCUGGACCGCCGCGUUUGCUGGCCUGGCACGUGACCUGCCGGAAGUUCAGACCAGCUUGGAAGAAGUGAAAGAAGGAAAUAAAACCGUAGAAGAACACGCUGAUUUGACUUCACUGUCUCGGAACCGAAUUUCCAACAUCUCAUUCACGGUGUCCUCCCUCGGCGAAAUCAUCAUUCUGGUCGUCAUGGUCGGAAUCAUCAAAGGCCUCAACGCAGGGGCCAGCACAGCGAACAACACGAAAGCCUUCAGUGUGCUGAUCGCGUUCUCGGGCGGAGUGUGGCUGCUGUGUGCGCUGCCCUGGUUUGUCCUGGAGAAGCGGCGACCGGGAUUGAAGCUUCCCCCGGGAAGCACUCUGCUGACGAUCGGGUUCAAGCAGACGUAUGUUGCGUUUCGGGAGUGUCUCCGGCUGAAGCAGACGUUUUUGUAUCUGAUUUUCUAUUUCCUCAUGGGUGAUGUCCUGAAUACAACCGUGACGGUCAUCGGCACGCUCCAAAACAGUGUCGUGGCGUACUCGACCCUGCAACUGACUCUGCUUCUGAUAGUCGGAAUUGCCGCCCAGGCUGCGGGAAUAUAUGCAUUCUGGGUGGUGCAGAAACGGUUCCGAAUCAGUACCAAAGCGAUGUUGUCGUUCAACGUCUUUUGGAUCAUCGUUUUGACGAUCUGGGGACUCAUUGGAGUGCACACAGAUAAGUUCGGUUUCAAGCAUGUUUGGGAGAUCUGGGCCUAUCAAGCCUUCUAUGGAUUGAUGGUCUGUCCCUGGUAUGCCUACUCGCAGACCAUGAUCAGCGAAGUCUCGCCGCUACCCCAAAUGUUUGCCUGUUUCUUUCGCCGCGGCCUAUUCCAACUCUCACGCGCGAUACACAGGUUCCUGUUCUUCGCGCUGUUCUCCGUGGUUGGCAAGACAUCGGCUUUCAUCGGCCCCUUCGUGUCUUCUGCCAUCAUCACGGCCUCGAACAACAACGACAACAUGCCUUUCGCGUUUCUGUUCGCGCUCGGCACGUUCAGCACGGUCUUUCUCUGGCUGGUGGAUGUGGACAAGAGCCGCGUCGAGUGCGAGGCGUUCGUCCGCGCCGAAGAGAGUGGGAAGGCGUUUGACGUCGAUGCUCAGGUGACAGGCGAAGCGGGACGGUAGAGUAUGUCUGUUCGCUUAUACGGCAUGCAUCCUUGGCAGCCUGCGCAGCCCUGAACGUGACUGUUUCUGCGCGCACAAAGAAAAUCCGGCUCGGCCCGUCUGCAUGUGUGGUGAACGCGCAGAUGGUUGUAAGUAUCAGAUGAUCUGAAGAUAAAGUCCUUGCUGUAUCCAGCCCUCGUUGGGGCCGGUCGCGUUUCCAUUUCGGCUUCAUAUCCGUAACAAGAUUGUGGGUGUUGAGUCCGAGUCCGACAUCCAAACGCCGAUACUGUCCAUGUGGUAUCGCACCCGCGCGCGAUCGAUCUCCCAGCCCCAGCCACGAAGCGGAUUGUUCCCCGUGGCUAUCUGGGCCCCGACUUUCAAAAUCCGUUCAUUUUGAAUCCGAUGUUCAAGCGCCGAAACAUGUGGGACGUGGGACGUCCCUACCACGAAAUGGUCUGUAAAUGGGAUACCGCAAGUUCACCGUUGACACUGCCGACUGAAAAUUUCUCCGAUCGCUGGUACUAACACUGUCACUACCGACAUCAGGGCGACUGCCACCAAAGCCACCAAAACCUCCCAGUCGCAGGCCGUCCAAAUGUGUGCGUCCGAGGAGUCCAGAAGCUGAAUCAGGUUUCUGCCCCGCAUUAGUGAUGAAUAGACCCGCACAGGCUAAGAACGACACCGCAGGCCAUGCUACAGCCUACAACCCUCUUAAGCUUAGAGUAACGACAGCACACCCUCUCCUCUACACUGUUGCCAUGCGUCUGUUUGGUCAUGGGUGCCCUAGAUUCAUCCUCCGCGGCGAGAUCGGGCCUCUCAACCGGUGUCCCGAUACUGCUGUGUUCUUGAUAUCUGUGAAGCCAUGGGGGAGGUAAGUUUGGAAAGAAGCCACGCGGCCGUGACGGCCUCUGGAAAUCUGGUACAGAGACCUUGUACCAGUUUGUUUCGUUGAACAGUGACAAUAUUUGCCCCCCCAGGCGUUAUUCAACUAUGUGCUCGGAAUGUAGAUCAUUGCUUCUUGGAUACGCGGGAGAGCCAAACGGACGAUACAUGGAAAUUUCGGACAUCUUAAACUUGUCCCAGAUCUGCUGAAAAUAAGUGAGCAGACUUUUGUGGUGCUGAUUUGGCCGGAAAAUUGAGGGGCACAUUGGGCCGGGCUCCCGACGGCAAAGUCAAAUCCUAUUCUUGGGAGUAGAAAGUCGUAAAUCUGACCUUGUUCAACUCUAUUCCGGAGGGGCCCUUACUCCACGUCCGUGGGCCCCGAUCCCUACACCAACCCCCGAUAUCAAAGGCAUUCCAAC